AUGGGUCUCCCUAGGACACCCAGCACUAGGAUUUCCCAGCAGAAUUCAGGGGCCUUGUUGGAUUCUCCCAGAAGAAGUAAACGAAAAGUGGCCUUCUCUGAGAUCACCUCACCUACGAAGAGGUCUCAGCCUGAUGGACUUCAUACUUCAUCUCCAGCUCUGAAAGCCCCACAGAAAACUGGAGAGAUUCAAAGCUCAUGUGCCAAGGAUGACAAGAAGGCAUCACCUGACUGUCACAGGAUCCUGAGAACCCGAGUCCCAGCCUUGAAAACCACAGAGACGAGUGAGGAAAGAACACUUACCCCUAUCAAGAGGGGCUGGAAAUCCUUGGCUGUGCCUUUCAUGAUUCUGAAACCAGAAAACAUCAAAAAGAGGGAGGCAGAAGAACCAGAAGCUCAGGAUAAAACUACCUCUACCCCACAUCGGAUCCAUAGGAAGAGUUCUCUCUUGACUUUGAAUCGGAUUAGGCAGCAGCUUCGGUUUUUAGGUAAUAGUAAAAGUGACCAAGAAGAGGAUGAGUUUCUGCCGGCAGCAGAGAUUUCAGACUCUGGCAGUGAGGAGGAAGAGACUUCCACACCACCCCUUCCAAGGAGAACAUCCAGUAGGGUGUCCAAGAACCUAUGCUCUUCCAUGAAGUCAUCCUUACAGACCCCCUCAAAGACACCAAAGAAAACCCCCAAGCCUAGUACACCACGCCAUGCCACUCCCCAGAUCCCCAGCCGAAACCUGGCUGCCCAGGAGCCAGCCAGCAUGCUGGAGGAGGCCCGGCUGAGGCUGCAUGUUUCUGCUGUACCUGAGUCUCUUCCCUGUCGGGAACAGGAAUUCCAAAACAUCUACAACUUUGUGGAAAGCAAACUCCUUGACCAUACGGGAGGGUGCAUGUACAUCUCCGGGGUCCCAGGGACAGGGAAGACUGCCACUGUGCACGAGGUGAUACGGUGCCUGCAGCAGGCCGCCCAAGUAAAUGACAUUCCUCCCUUUCAAUACAUCGAGGUCAAUGGGAUGAAGCUGACAGAGCCCCAUCAGGUCUAUGUGCAGAUCUUGCAGAAGCUGACCGGCCAAAAGGCAACCGCUAACCAUGCGGCAGAACUGCUGGCAAAGCGCUUCCUGACCCGGAGGUCCUCUCAGGAAACCACCGUGCUGCUUGUGGAUGAGCUUGACCUUCUGUGGACUCAGAAACAAGAUGUACUAUACAAUCUCUUUGACUGGCCCACUCACAAGGAGGCCCGGCUUGUGGUCCUGACCAUCGCCAACACGAUGGACCUGCCAGAGCGCAUCAUGAUGAACCGGGUAUCCAGUCGACUGGGUCUUACCAGGAUGUCCUUCCAGCCCUAUACUCACAGCCAACUGCAGCAGAUCCUAAUAUGCCGACUCAGACAUAUAAAGGCCUUUGAGGACGAUGCCAUCCAGCUGGUAGCCAGGAAGGUAGCAGCCCUUUCCGGAGAUGCACGACGCUGCCUGGAUAUUUGUAGGCGUGCCACAGAGAUCUGUGAGUUCUCCUGCCAGGAGCCCAACUCUCCUGGCCUGGUCACUGUAGCCCACUUACUGCAAGCAGUAGAUGAGAUGUUCUCAUCGUCGUAUAUCACUGCCAUCAAAAAUUCCUCUGUUCUGGAACAGAGUUUCCUGAGAGCCAUCCUUGCUGAGUUCCGUCGAUCAGGACUGGAAGAAGCAACAUUUCAAAAGGUGAUUGAUCUUUUCUUUAAAUCCUUUUAGAUUUUGCUCUUGAUGCCUUUUAAAUAGGAGGGAAUUUCAAUGGCUUUGUA
This is a messenger RNA of Leptonychotes weddellii (Weddell seal), 1763 nucleotides long. NCBI's taxonomy places the organism in Eukaryota, Metazoa, Chordata, Mammalia, Carnivora, Phocidae. The record is from RefSeq and is a predicted model, not a curated record.